AUGUCCUUAUUAAUACCAGAUAUAAGAGAUCAUCAUGAUGCUCAUGGAGAUCUUGAGGAAGAUGAGAAAUAUCAUACUCUUCUUUCAACUCUAAAACAACAAAAUCCACAAGAUUUCUUAUGGGAAUUUGAAUCAAUUCCAGGAUUUUUCAAACAAACUUCAUUAGAUACUAAAGAUAUGGAAUUCAGAUAUACUCAAGAAUCAUUUGGGAUCUUACAAGAUUGGCAACAAAUCAUACAAUCUCUCAACCAUUUAAACAACACCUCGGAAGAUCAUAUUCAAUAUAAAUUAUUCUUUUUGGCAAGACAUGGUCAAGGUUGGCAUAAUUUAGUUACCAAAAGAUAUCUGAAACAAGAAUGGUUUAGUAAAUGGAGAUUCUUAGGCACUGAUGGAGAACUUACAUGGGGUCCAGAUGCAGAUUUAACUGAAGUAGGGAUCAAUCAAGCUAAAGAGAAUCAUUUAGCUUGGUGUAAGGAAUUAAACAAUGGUGCACCAUAUCCAACGAAAUUCUAUGUUUCUCCAUUACAAAGAUCAAUAAAGACCCAUAAUAUAACUUGGCCAAAUACCGAACCUAUCAUAUUUGAGAAUGUGAGAGAAACACUUGGAUUACAUUUAUGUCAUAAACGAUCAACCAAAACUGAAAUUGCUACCAAGUUCCCCAAUGUGAGAUUUAUGGAUGGAUUUCCUGAAGAAGAUGAAUUGUUUGAAAAAGAAUUUGCUGAAAAGAGAGAAUGUUUACAUGAACAAUUUGUCAGGAUGAAUCGAGUUUUACAACAUAUAUUUGAUAAUGAUGAAGAUCAUGAUGCGAUUUCAAUUACUUCUCAUGCUGGAACUAUUAGAGCGUUUAUUACUGUUCUUGGACAUAGAAAAUUUACUAUACCUACUGGAGGAAUGAUACCAAUUGUAGUUAAGGGAACAAAACGAAACAUAAGACAGGCUGCCUUAUAG
Messenger RNA from Hemisphaericaspora subhashii, 948 nucleotides. RefSeq lists its product as uncharacterized. Gene Ontology annotation, cellular component: cytoplasm. Bases 1 to 948 code for a protein of 315 amino acids. Lineage: Eukaryota; Fungi; Ascomycota; Pichiomycetes; Serinales; Debaryomycetaceae. The transcript has a single exon. The record is from RefSeq and is a predicted model, not a curated record. Gene Ontology annotation, molecular function: phosphatase activity.